CACACAGUCAUUAGCAAUACCCUAAUCACUCUAUCCUUAAUUUCUUCUUCUUCUUUUUGAAACAAACUCAUUAGCAAAACCCUAAUCACUCUCUCAAUGGGGGAAAGGUUAAACCCUGAAAAGGGAAGGCAGGAACUCGAAGAAAUUUAUAGCGGGAUCAUAGAUGACUCCGCUGAUCUUACAUUUAAAGACCUUGCGAGCUUUCAACAAAAUGGAGUUGCAGAGAGGAAAAACGCGAUGACUCCCAUUAGGGAAGAUAAGGAGAUACUAAGUAAGUCACCUAGUUUAGAUUUCUCCAAAGGCUUCGAAGGAACUAGAGAACAUCUUCAACACAUUGAAGAUGAGAUGAAUUAUAGAAUAUCGGCUAGAAAUAGUGUAAACAAGACGAAGCCAUUGAUGGUUGUCGUAGAGAAUAGCCCGAUGCACAGACCUUUCGAUGAACUCGGUGUGAGAAGGCGGCCAGGGAUCCCUCAUUCGAAUAUUUGCGCAAUGUGUGACACAUAUAUUUAUAUUUUUCGACAUCGUUGCUUGGUAUGUGGAAGGGUGUAUUGUAGAGAGUGUGUUCUAACAGGAAUGGGAGACAUGCAUGAAGGACGUAAGUGUAUUGAGUGCUUGGGAAGGAGAUUCAGUGAAAGGUAUAUACAUAAGGCGGGAGAGAUGGGCUGUUACUGUUGGAAAUACCCUAACAAUGUAAGGUCGCAAGAGCUCAAAUGGGCUGAGAAAGGGCCGAGGAGAGGCCGAGAAAGGAGGCCGGAGAGGAGCGGCAUGGCAUCGAGGCCAAUGAGUCCGAUGAUGACGCCGGGGGGGAUGCCGGGAACACCUUCAAUGUCCUACAUGUCUAGGACAAGAAGCCCAACUGUAGGAACACCAUUGAGAUCACCUUGUCACAAUGUUGGCAUGAGUCCUUAUAAUGUCAAGAGAUCAUCUGACUUCCCUUCUAGUCCUUAUGCUUUUCCUCUGUGAAGAAGUAUAGUAUUGAAACACAUGCAUGAGCAUGAGAUCGUGUAUUAAUUUUAAAUAUUUGAAUUCUUUUAUAUUUAUUUUUAGAAGUU
Messenger RNA from Dioscorea cayenensis subsp. rotundata (Guinea yam), 1052 nucleotides. RefSeq lists its product as uncharacterized. The transcript has 3 exons. The record is from RefSeq and is a predicted model, not a curated record. The coding region runs from base 97 to 963 and encodes 288 amino acids. NCBI's taxonomy places the organism in Eukaryota, Viridiplantae, Streptophyta, Magnoliopsida, Dioscoreales, Dioscoreaceae.